UAUAUAACACUAAAGUAGACCCAAGUUGAUAUAAAGAAAAAGCUAGAGAUCAUCAAGAGAGAAAGAAAAGGUAUGGAAGUUAGGCAGAAAACUAUUAGUGUCUUGAUGUUCCCAUGGCUAGCUCAUGGUCACAUAUCUCCUUACCUAGAGCUAGCCAAGAAACUCACAAAGAGAAACUUCUCCAUAUACUUCUGUUCAACACCAAUCAAUCUCAAUUCAAUCAAACCAAAAAUAUCCCAAAAAUACUCACUUUCAAUCCAACUAGUGGAACUCCAUCUCCCAUCAUUGGAAGGCCUUCCUCCUCAAUACCACUCAACCAAAGGCCUACCACCCCAUCUCAUGGCAACCCUCAAGAAAGCACUUGACAUGUCAAGCGCUAACUUCACCAAAAUCUUGGAACACUUGAAACCAGACUUGUUGAUCUAUGACUUCCUCAUGCCAUGGGUGCCGGAAGCGGCUCGGCGUAUGAAUAUUCCGGCUGUCAACUUCAUGAUAGUCUCGACGGUAGCGAUUGCUUUUGUAGUUCAUAGAGUAAAAAAUCCUAGUGAAGAAUUUCCUUUUCCGGGAUUUUUUUUCCAUGACUACGAGAAAUUGUUGCUUGACAAAGCUCUCGAAGAUGGCCAAGACAAAUAUAAGUUCUAUAACUGCUUGGAACAAUCUUGUAAUAUUGUUUUGAUGAAGACUUUCCAUGAAUUGGAAGGAAAGUAUCUAGAUUAUCUUUCUGUAAUCUUCAAGAAAAAGAUGGUUCCUGUCGGUUCGCUCGUUCAAGACCCUGUUCAAGAAAUCGAAGAUGGAAGCAAAGAGAUGAUCAAAUGGCUUGAUAGGAAGGAACAAUCAUCGACCGUGCUUGUAUCGUUUGGAAGCGAGUACUUCUUAACCAAGGAAGAAAGGGAAGAAGUAGCUUAUGGACUUGAGAUUAGCCAAGUAAACUUCAUAUGGGUCAUUAGGUUUCAUGAAGAAGAGAAAACCAACCUUGAAGAAUCACUUCCACCCAAAUUCAUCGAUCGGAUCGGAGAGAGAGGGAUUGUUGUAGAAGGUUGGGCACCUCAAGCAAGGAUUCUAAGGCAUUGUAGCAUUGCAGGGUUUGUGAGUCAUUGUGGAUGGGGUUCAGUGAUGGAGAGUAUGAAGUUAGGAGUGCCAACAAUAACAAUGCCAAUGCAACUUGAUCAACCAUUGAAUGCUAGGUUGGUGGAAGAUGUUGGGGUUGGUUUACAAGUAAAGAGAAACAAGAGUGGGAGGUUUGAAAGGGAAGAGAUAGCAAAGGUGAUUAGAGAGCUAGUGGUGGAGAAAAAUGGAGAUGUCAAGAGGAAAGCUAAGGAUAUGAGUCAGCAUUUGAUUAAUAAAGGAGAGGCAGAGAUUGAUAAAGUGGUCAAUGAAUUGAUCAAUCUAUGUGAAUUUUGAACUACAUCACUAUAUUCAUAUCUCAUUAUACAAAUAUAAUAUAUAUAUAUAUAUAUAUAUAUA
Tripterygium wilfordii is the source of this 1464-nucleotide messenger RNA. RefSeq names its product UDP-glucosyltransferase 29-like. The transcript has a single exon. Lineage: Eukaryota; Viridiplantae; Streptophyta; Magnoliopsida; Celastrales; Celastraceae. Bases 73 to 1401 code for a protein of 442 amino acids. The record is from RefSeq and is a predicted model, not a curated record. Gene Ontology annotation, molecular function: UDP-glycosyltransferase activity.